AUGGAGUCCGAGCAGUCGCUUCGGAAGCUGUCGGCUCUGCAGGCCCGUGUUCGGGGUUUCUUGACCCGGCGCCAUUUCCGGAGUCUGCGAGCGGAGUAUGAGGCGACUGUACGGGAGAUCGAGGGAGACCUGAGCACGGUGCAGUGGGCUGAGGGCUGCAUUCCCAGGCCCCAGUUCCUCCCAGAGGUAAAAUUCCGUCACACCUGGAAAGCAGAGGAGAGGGUAUCACACCCAGAGAGGAGCCACUUUCCAUGUAAAGAGCCCAAAGAGGUGACGCUGAAGAAGUCCGAAGGGAGCGCAGCAGACACAGGAACUGUUCUCUGCCCAGAAGUCCGCCCCCAGCUUCCAGCUGAGCAGACUAAGAAACUUAGAGAGGACUCUGGAGACUCAACAGGGGUGGGGAGCCCAGGUACCUACCUCUCUGCCUCAGCUUCCUCACCCCCUGCCCUCCCUCUUCUUGGUUUGGGGCAACACAUAGUGGACGAGGGAAGGCAGCGGGCUUGUAAAGCUAGGACAGUGCCCAGUAUUGGCCCCUCAAGGCUGGCUUCUUCCUUCCCUCCCCGCGCAGAAGCCACGGAUCCAGGACUGCCCUGUAGCCGACUUGAGCUCCAGCACCUCCAUAGCCACUUGGCCAUGGAACUGCUGUGGCUGCAACAGGCCAUCAAUAGCCGGAAGGAGUACCUCAUUCUCAAACAAACCCUGAGCUCGCAAGAGGAAGACCAGCGCAGAGAUGGGCUUUGUGUGUGCCCAGGCCACGUGGGACAGGCCUGUGAGAGGGCCCACACACAACCAAGCCCCCCACUGAAGGGCCAGUCCUACAGGGACAGGACCACCGGAAAGCUAGACCACGGGGAUGACUCCUGCUGGAGGGGCAAGUCACAACCCCACAAAUCCCCAGAUAAAACCACCACGGGGGCCGAGCGCAGGGCAUGGUGCCACGGGAAGACUGGACACCAGUUGUCCACACCAUCAGACGAUCAGACCAUGGGAGACAAGUUCACCAAAGAGCCAAGCCUCAGAGAACAGGCCUCUAGAGGGCCCCGCCUGCAGCUGAUGAAUCACUUGGAGGACCAGAUGCCCAGAGGUCUCCAGCCCAGGGGCCACUGUUCAGAGAAAGCCAGGGGCCAGCUGCUUGAACUCUCUGGGGACCCAGGGAAUAAGAACACAUCUCCCAGAGGGCCUGAGUGCCAGAAGUCUGGUGGCCAGAGAGCUGGACCAGUAGCGUCAGCCUUCCCAAAGGACCACGUCAUCUGGGAUGGGACCCUGGCAGGGGCAGCACAUGGCGGCCAGGAUCUCUGCAAGACAAAACCACCCAAGGGCCAGACCUCCAGUGAUAGAACUUCCACAGAUGGAGCCUCCAGUGAGUCUAGCCACAAAGGAUGGACAAACCAGAGGACUGUACCAUGGAAAUCAAGGUCACCCGAGUACCUGUCAGCCACAGGAGAGGACCACUGGAGGGGCUAGGCCGUGGGGAGCGGGGCGGACCAGGUUUCAGGGGAUGCUAUGAAGGUGUGACCAGUGAGACAGGACCUCGUCCUUGCUCCUGGCUGCUGGUGGCUAGUGGCCCAAGAGGAGCUGGAGUCAGGGUGGGAUGAGGAGAAAGGGUACCCUUUGGAUGGGGGGCCUGAUGGAAAAUAAAGCCUUUUCUUAGACGCUGA
Echinops telfairi (small Madagascar hedgehog) is the source of this 1658-nucleotide messenger RNA. It is a transcript of the gene IQCC, whose product is annotated as IQ motif containing C. Gene Ontology annotation, molecular function: protein binding. The transcript has 4 exons. Bases 1 to 1464 code for a protein of 487 amino acids. The record is from RefSeq and is a predicted model, not a curated record. NCBI's taxonomy places the organism in Eukaryota, Metazoa, Chordata, Mammalia, Afrosoricida, Tenrecidae.